CACCGCCCAUCCUCAUCACCGCAUCCAUCCACCCCCCCACACUCUACUACACCCCGUCUUCUUGGCCCCCUCACCGCCGAGAGACCAUACGCAUACCCAUAAUCUGUGCUUAGACCCGGCGGGUUCCGGAAACCGGCCACAGAUUUAACCCUACCUUCGCACCCGACGCGUCCCGCCGCCCGCCCCCCCGCGAUGCUCAUCACCGACCUCAUCCUCGAGAAGCGCGGCCCGCUCUACAAGGUCUGGAAGUCGGCACACCAGGAAAAAAAGCUCAGCAAGCAGGAGGCCCUCGGCGUGGAUGUCGGCGAGAGUGUUGACGUGAUCAUCACUCAGGAUGUCGAGCACCUCCGCGUCUCCGGCCAGCUCAUGCUCGGUGUUGUCCGCAUCUACGGACGCAAAGCGCAGUAUCUGAUGGAUGACUGCAAGGAGACGCGCGAGCGCAUCUCAAUGGCCUUCCGUCCCGGUAUGGUCGACCUGCCCGCCGACCAGAUCCGUGCCAACAAGAAUGCCAUCACCUUCACCGAGCUGGCGCCAAAUGUCGACGGCAUGGAUGUGCUCGACUGGUCGUUCCACGCGACUGGUGCCGACCUCUCUGUGCCGCGUCUGGCGCCUCUGACUCAGACCAACCUCCGCCGGGAGUACGGCGCGUUCAACUUUGGUCGCCCUGCCGCGUCGUCCAUCUAUGGCGACUCAUCGUCCCGCCAGGGCUCGCACGACGACUCGUCACACCUUGACAGCCAGGACUUUGCUGGUGUCGACCUCGGUCUUGGUCUCGACGACUGGGACAUGUCGAUGGAAAUCGGUCGUGACGCGCACCGCGAGCGCAGCAAGAGUACCCAGGCCAUGCUCCGCACCCCGUCCGACGUUGGCCAGGGCAACGAUCUGCCCGACCUCAACAAUGACUUUGGCAAUGACUUUGAGCCUAUGGACCUGGACCUUGGGCUCGACGACCUGCCCGACCUUGACGAUACACGCGCGCGCCGCGCAAGCAGCACGUUAUCUACCCCUCCCCCCGAGUCCCCCUCGCACCUCAACCAGACUCUGAACGUCAGCCCGCGCACAGCCAAGCGCAUCGCCGACGCUCAGAAGAGCAAGGACAAGACCAAGCGCGUGCGCAUUGUGCGUGCCGACGAGGAGCUCGAGCUGGCCGACGACGAGUUUGCCGCGCCCAACGACGACUCCGACAUUCUCGGUGAGGAGCAGUUUAUCCCUGCCGACUCCAACGCUGUCCGCCUGCGCGAUAUUAUCGACGACCCCACGUCAUUCUUCCUUCCCACGUCGCGCGUCGGCGCCGAGUCGGUCUUCUUCGCCGGCCCACCGGGCCUUGCUCCCGAGCUCGCCGAGCUGUUUACCUUUAAUGUCAAUGUGCUCCGCCGCAACCGCGAGGAGGAGCACGAGGUGGACCACGCGAACAAGCGGCCGCGCAUCGAGGGCCCCGAGGAGGAGGUCGACGACGAGGUUGGCCGUCGCCGCGAGCAGAGCCACCUUCCCAGUGAGGCUGGCUUUGACGCCGGCAUCGACACGUUUGGCGGCGACGACCUGGCGUUCGACUUUGAUGGACCGCUCGUCACCCCACCACCAGUCGAGAAGCGUCCCCGUGCGCCUUCUAUUGCCCCUUCCAGAGCCGAGUCGAUUGCCCGGGAGGUCCAAUUUGGCGAGCAGGGUGACUACGCUCUAGGCAUCUUUGACACGCGCAUCCGCAACUCGCAGGGUGAGCUCGAGUCGCAGACUCAGUCGCUUGCAUCCGAGCUCGGCACACCUGUCAAGGGCGGCGCGGCGUCGAGCAUUGUCGAGUUGCAGGGCGGCGGCUUCUCGGCGACGACUGGCAUGGCGAUGGGCCUCCUGCGGCGAGAGCUCGACGCCAUCGAGGCGGCCGACAAGGCUGUCUCGUACGACAAGGUGGCCGCCGGCGCGUCAAAGCGUGCUGCGUCUGCAUUCUUCUUUGAGCUGCUGGUCCUCGGUACGCGCGACUGUGUACGAUUGGAACAGAAGAAGGCAUUCGGGCCCAUCGAGGUCCGUGCCAAGGACCGUCUUUGGGAGGGGGCCGAGCCGGUCGCUACGGCUUAAGCGUUUGUUUAUGCGCGCUUGAGUGUUGUUUGCUUCCUAUCCGGUUCCGUUGACGCGGACCGGUGAGUGGGCGGGUAGACGCGUCGUCCGACUCGGCGCCAGCGAGCGUGAGCGUGCGCCAUUGCUGCGCAUAUGAUACCAUUAUACCAUAACCGUAGUGUCUCCAGUGUCUUUUGUUAGUAGUAAUGCCCAUAUGGGAUGCAUGCAGAUUGUACCA
Messenger RNA from Vanrija pseudolonga, 2284 nucleotides. RefSeq names its product Double-strand-break repair protein rad21-like protein 1 (gene RAD21L1). Gene Ontology annotation, biological process: mitotic sister chromatid cohesion; replication-born double-strand break repair via sister chromatid exchange. The transcript has 2 exons. The record is from RefSeq and is a predicted model, not a curated record. The coding region runs from base 193 to 2067 and encodes 624 amino acids. NCBI's taxonomy places the organism in Eukaryota, Fungi, Basidiomycota, Tremellomycetes, Trichosporonales, Trichosporonaceae. Gene Ontology annotation, cellular component: mitotic cohesin complex. Gene Ontology annotation, molecular function: protein binding; chromatin binding.